CCAAACACAGAACAAAUAGACAUGUUGUCUCUGUAUUGUCCUUGACGUCAUGUUAUGAUUAGUUGACCAAAGUCGAAAGUUUCUGCGUAAACGGGGUUUACAGUAAUUAUGUAAGUGAGGUCAACAAUGAACACAGCGUUGAGACACUGGCGAGAGGCCGCGACGGUGAUCCUGGCGGCCGGGAUGAGACACGAGCAGAGUGCGGAGUGUCUGAGAGCUGCUGUGGAUAAAGUCACUGCUCCGUCCUGUGUACCGCACACAUCCGCGUUUGACUAUGAAGUCCUGCUGCUGAAACGAAGCGGUAAGAGCGGCUUCAUGCCCAAUGCCUAUGUGUUUCCCGGGGGUCUGGUGGAUUCGUCCGACUUCUCGAGCGAGUGGCAGGACGUCUUUAAAUCCUUCCUUAAAGCGCCCAACUACGGCGUUGGAGUCGUGAAACAGCCACAGGAGACCAGGCCGCCUAUUUUCGCCACUGACAGAGUUAAACUGGGAUCUCCCAUACCGGGAGAUGUGGCAUUAAGAAUAUGUGCCGUGAGAGAGACCUUCGAGGAGUCUGGGGUGCUCCUGGUCGUUCCCAAACGCGAGGAAAGCAGUAUUUAUGUACACACAGGUAACGUUAAUGCAAAUGACAAUGACACCCAACCAGCCAUCACCAGAUUGAUUUUACCGUGGGACAAAGACGUGCUGUCUAAGUGGAGAUCUUUAGUUAUCAAUAACCCUGCUAAUUUUAUUAAGAUGUGCAAAGAGCUGCAGUGUCUUCCCAACAUCUGGGCACUGCAUGAGUGGGGGAACUGGUUGACUCCCACAGGUGUGUACGGCAAACACAGAAGAUACGACACUGCCUUUUACAUCUGUUGUUUGCAGGAGAUUCCGUAUACUCUUCAAGACGAGAAGGAGAUCAUUCACUUUAAGUGGUCCACUCCCUCUGAAGUGCUGCAUCGCUAUAAAUCAAGGGAAAUAUGGAUAGCGCCACCACAGCUCUAUGACCUCGGACGAAUAUGCCGCUUCCCUGCGCUCGUGGAGCUGCAUCACUUUGCCUGUCAGCGGUCUCUGGAGGGCUGUGAGCAAUGGCUGCCUAUUAGCCUCAUGUCUGACAACUACAUCGUAUCUGUUUUGCCAGGUGAUGAUCUGUACAUAGAGAACGUGGAGUGUUCUGGAAAGCGUGACGGGCCAUUGCUAACCGACAAGAGUCUCGAGGAGCUCCAGAGGGACAGUUCAGACCUUCACCGCGUCAUCAGUCUGGAUGCAUAUAUGGUAUCUCUCCACAUGAACAUCAGCCCCAAGUAUAACCAUCUGACACCUCUGAGCAUUCAAGAUGUGGAUGGUGACUUGAAAACCAGCAGUAAACUCUGACACUCACCUACCAUAAAGUGCUGAAACAAUGGACAAAAUAAAAAAAUAAUCUGCAUUGAUUUUAUAAAUUUCUCUUAAAGGCAUUCUGAUGUGGCCCUUGACCUACACAAUGCAGUUUUAAUUUUAGGCUAAUUUGAUAGAGCAUUGAGAAUAGUGCAAACGUCAUGGGUUCCAUCUCCAGAGAACAAACAUACUUAUAAAGGACACACACAGAUCGAUGAAUUAAAGAUCGGAUAAAUGCGUAUCUGUAAAAUACAUGUAGGCCCGGUUUCACAGACACGGCUUGGCUUAAGCCAGGACUAUGCCUUAGUUGAAUUGAGAUAUUUAUGUCGCUUUUAUAAAAACGCCUUAGAAUACAUUACUGGCGUGUAUCUCGAGACAAACCAAUGGCACUGAUAUAUUUGAAGAUAUUUCUGGGCAAGUUAUAUUGUGCUAGAACAGGUCACACAUUCAUUUUACUCUGGGACUAGCCUUAAGCCUUGUCUGUGAAACCGGGCCGUACUGUCCUAAAUUAAAGUUAAACUGAAUAACACUUAUUUUGUGUUUAUUACAACAUGACUAUGUAUAGAGAAUAUCAAUCAGCAUCAAAGGUCUAAUUUAAAGUGGUUUACAGUAAAUGAAGACCCAAAGCAUAACGAAAACAUCAAAGUCAUUUUUGCGACCAGUUUGAAAGGUAAUGCAAUAUAGGCACAAUAACUGACACUGUGUAUAAUAUCAGUGUUAAGGUAAGAUGCAAUGUUCCUAAAAGCCAAUGACAGGCCAUUACUUUUUAUUCUUUAUACUAAACAGGAUAAGAGUCAUUCAGUGCAAGUUAUAUAAGUGGUAGAACUAUAGCCCAAACAAAUUGCUACUUAUGUGCUUUUUAGAUUAUAGACCAUAUAAAGCCAUGACAAACUGCACUGCUUGAGGAUCAUACAUCGCAAAACAUUGUUGUAAAAAUUCAUAUCUAUAUCAAGAACUGUGGACAAAUGAAGUGACUAUAAAAAAAACAAAGAUGCUCAUUUGAACAAAACAAUUGUUAUGUAUGGUAUGAUUUCUUUAUUAAAAAUGAGUUCAGACACAAUGUGUGUGAAUGUUUUCAAACAGUUUAAUACAUAUAUGAAAGUAGCAGUUAACUGCUUUGAGUUUCCACUGUGCUAUAUUUCUGUAGAGACAUUAGCGUGAAAAAUCCUUAACCAAACUCAUACAACACACUUGAUUUAGACACCUAAGAAAUUCAGCACUCUCUACACUUUCCAUGAAAACCACACAACUUAAAUGACAAAAAACUAAAAUUUUAAUUUAAAGGCUGUUUUGUGGACACUAUUUUUUUUGGUUGAUGUUUGGUCAUGUGUUAUGGUCUACAUGCUCUACCUAAUGGGAUUUACAUUGUGAAACAGAAGAUCUUAAGUAGAAAAAGAAAAAUCUGUACAAAUCUUAAAUGUUAAAUACAAUCACUCUGUACCAAUAAUGACAAACAUCCCACAGGAAAUCAGAGUACAUUUAAACUCACAAAACAGCAGCUUAAAAUUCUAGAUAGAAAACAUCAACCACCUCAAUCCCAAUUAUAAGUCUGUCUGCAUAAAAUAAAAUGAAGGGGGUGAAGAAACCUAAAUGUAGCGCUUCAUUAAUGGAAACAUGGAUAUUAAAAGGCUGCCCCCUCAGCUGCAGUUGAGCGCUACUACCCAGCCCACAACUUUUGAUCACAACAAACACAAGUGUCAAAUGAUAAACAAAAAAACAAAACAAAACAAAAAAAGUGUAAAACCGAUGUAUGAUUGUAACAAAUGCUCAACCAAACAAUACAUCUUAAAAGAAUAAGUUCACUGUUGUAUGCAUGAUCACUUAUUUCAUGUGAUGACUCAUUUGAAAACCUCUAAUUUUAAGAACACAUUUUAAAUGCCCACUUUAAACCAAAACACACGGUCAUGUCUUUCUCUGAACGUAGAACACGUGUCAUAAUAGCAUGACAUGAAACAUACCGAUAAUGUAACCAACAUCAACAUGCAAAACUUUUGGCACCACUUUAUUCAUCUGAACUUUUUUUUAAACAAAACUAAAUCACAUUUUGCCGAGGAUUUCAGUGCACUUACAAAAAACAUGCAUGCUUAAUAUUUACCUGUGAUAAGAAAUUCAACUCUGCUUAUUCUAUGCAUUUUAUUUCAGACUAAUCCUGAUUUUCACACAAUAAGGAAAUAAAAAACAUGUGCCUGUAUUGGCUCGACACACAAAGAAAAAAGGCAAUUCAAGUGUCUAUUGUAAUGUCACUCUGUUAAUAGAAACUCCCAAAAUUACAUCAUGCCAACUAACCUAACACAAAAUUACAAAGCUUAUCCUCGAUUUCAGCAAAAUGUGACAAAAACAUCCUCUAAAAAGGUUUAGAACUAACAAGUGAGAGAAAGAGGGAAACACACCCACACUUGAACACACAACAGUGAUUCUAUAAACAAUGGCUGCUUUGAGAAAAAAAAAAUCAAAAAGGAGUACAAUUUGAAGCGUUAGGAAGACCGCUUUAAAACAAUAAAAAAUUGAUCAAGAAAAACAAAUUAAACAAGGAAAAUUAAAAGCUUCUGCAAAAAUCUAGUGGUUAUUUUUGUACGUUCUAGAAAAAUAGACUCUUUUUGCUCUGAACGAUUUUCAUGAAACUUUUUACACGUAAGCAGUCUUUCUAACGCUCCCUAUUGGCAGCACAAAUGACAGAAAUGAACAUCACACAAAGGAACAAACAAAAUAAGUAAUCAACAGCGUCAAAAGUUAACAAAAAAGGUCAAGUGUGAAAUUUCAAGCGCCAGAGAAGCGAAGAGGACAACGGACUGGACGAUGAACUUUUGACGUCACAUCAACAUGCUAGGCAAACGAUGACAAACGGGCACGAAGAUAUC
Molecule: messenger RNA, 4211 nt
Organism: Triplophysa rosa
Lineage: Eukaryota; Metazoa; Chordata; Actinopteri; Cypriniformes; Nemacheilidae
Gene: nudt19
Product: nudix (nucleoside diphosphate linked moiety X)-type motif 19
Exons: 3
Coding region: 127-1350 (407 amino acids)
Cellular component (GO): mitochondrion
Molecular function (GO): hydrolase activity, acting on acid anhydrides, in phosphorus-containing anhydrides
Source: RefSeq, a predicted model, not a curated record